AUGUAUCAGUUUGGGCCCAGAUUUAAGAAGCGGAAUACAACAGGUCCAGCCUUUCAGGAGGGCGGCCCUCACGAGGCGCAUGGGGUGAUGUGGGAAAUGCUGGGGAGCGCCGGAUCCAGUCCUCUGGCCCUGAGCAUCCUUUCAGGCGGUGCGGCACCAGAGAAGGCCAUUCGUGUGCAUGCACUGCUGCAGCUGCUAGCCAAGGCGGUAGCGUGCGGUGGUGGUGUGUUGUGGGGCCGGGCUGUAGAAUCCACGAUGCGGGAGCUGUUCACGACACUGCGGCAGGAGCAGGCGGGCGGGGGUGCUGCAUCAUCGCCGGUGGCGGCGGUAGAGGUGUCAGGGAGGGCAUCGGAGGGACGAUGCGUACGGGAGCGGACCCGUGCACGCCGCAACCAAGCCUAUCACGGCGAACGGAAAUUUCACAGCCACCUCCAUGCAUUUGAAUCACUCCUUUCAAAAUCCUGGACCAUCACGGAAGUUCAGUACGUGCAGUGCCACGGCUAUUUCCACUGCCUCGUUCCGCAACUCAGGGUAGAGAGACUGCAAGGUCCCGCGGCCCUGCUCCUGGCCUGUUGUGUGCAGCUACACCCGCCGAUGCUGCUGCCGCUGGUCCAGCGCUUGUGUGCCGUACUACCUGUCCUCAUUAACAGUCCCCGUCGGGAUGUCCGCCAGGCGGGUCUCUGUCUGUUGGGUAUGGCGUGGCGAGCAGCCGCCGGCGGCUCCCACUCCCAGCUUCAGACCAUGAUCCUGGACACCCCCCGGCUGAUGGAGCUACUAGCUGAGCGUAUGGAGCAGGACAAGGAGGAGAAGGAGCAGGGGGGCUGCUUCGACGUGCUGUGGGCGAUGCGGGAGGUGGCGGCAGAUGCGGGGGGGUUAGCCGCCCUGGAGCGAUGUGGUGCAUUGCAGGCCGCAUGCAGGGCACUGAAGCGCCUUGUUGUUGCUGCUGCUGCUGCUCAAGGCGACGGCGGGGGCGGGGGCGGCGGGGGCCCGGUUGGGGUAAGGGGCCCACUACCUGAGCGGACUGGUGCUGGUGCUGGUGCUGGUGCUGGUGCCCCGGCAGGAAUGGAGAAGGUGGCGAAGAGGGGCUCCAAGCGGGCGGGCGUUACGGAGGGCGGAGCGGUGGUGGAGCUCGCGGCGGAGGGAGUACUGCUGGCAGGUGCACGAGAGGGGGCACAGCGCCAGGAUGUGGAGGGAGAGGGAAACGGGGCAAAGGAGCGGGACGAUGGCUCGGCGGUGUCAGGGGCCGGCGCCGCCACCGCUGCUGCCGCUGGGGGCGGACGUGGUGGUUGCGGUGCUGCUGCGCAAGGGGGCCCGGCGGCCGACGGGCAGAGGGCCAAUGCGCCUGUGGCGGCUUUGGAGCCGCCUAAGGGCAGCUGCUGCAGUGAGGACGGAGGGUAUUCGGCGACGUUUGAGCUUGAUGGUGGUGAUGGUGGUGAUGGUGAUGUGGGAGCUAUUGGGGUAACAGAGGUGGAGGAGGCUGGCGAUGUGGGGAAGGAGGCUGGUGUGGCUGGCAGUCAGGAACAUGGGAGCGGCUGCGAGGGUGACGAGGGUGACGGCGGCGGCGGCGACACGGGAGCGGGUGCGGGAGGACAGGGGCAGGUGGAGGAUGUACGAGUCACGCAGGUGCGUAAGGCCCAGCGCCAGCUGCAGGACGCUCUGCUCCGGAGCCUGUACGGCAUUGCAUCCAGCGGUCAUUGCCAGAAGCCGCAGCAGGCGGUUCAGGAGGCCUUAAGUGAAGCCGGGGAUUCAGUGGUGGAGCGAUUGGCAGCAGUACUGUACGGCGCACGGCAGCCGCCAUCAUCAGCGGGAGCGGGGGCGGCAGUAGCUGCUGCUGCACCCUCCAGGGAACAGUUCACCCUGGCCGCUUCCUGCGCCGCCGCCUACCUGCUGUGGCUGCUGGCGUCCGGGGACUUUAGUGCCUCAGAGACCUCCCAACUCAACAUCAUGCGGACCAGAAUGGGAAAAGAUGCGCCCGCGCAAGACGAGCGCGGCCACCGUGCCGCCGCUGAUGCAGGCAUCAAUGGCGGUAGCCGGUACGACACCAAGGGCUUCGGUGUUGUACCAGCUGUUGCGCACCUGUUGCUGAACCGGCUUCCUGGCUGGAGGGACCCCAACUUCGGUGACUGCGUGUCGGCCGCUGGUACGACGUCGCCGCUGCCGCCACCGCCAAAGCCAGCCGUGCAUGGAAAGAUGCAUGGCGGCCGCGGCGCCACCAAUGUUGCACUCGGCCUCGUGCAGAAGCUUGGCGCACAGUACGGCACCUCCAUUGCUGCUGACACCGCUGCUGCAGGCAGCGGUGCGGCAGUGGCCAUCGCACACCGUACCGGGCAUUCCACUCCGUCCAGAGGGGUCGGAGGUGCGGGUGGCAGCGGCGCCAUUGUGAGGGGUGGUGGUGCUGGUGGUGGAGCAGGCGCCUUGGCAGCUGCGGCAGUGGCGCCGCCACUUCAACAGACACCAGAGGCGGCCUCCACCGACCCACGGGUCAUGCCUGACGCGGCGGCCACUGGCGACGCGACGGUGGAGCGGCAGCUGGCACCGUUGCGGACUGGGUCCACUAGGGGGUUACUGCUGACGGGCUCCCUAGGCACCCGGGCAGUUGCGGACGGCUCCCCCCCUCUUCCGGGAGCUUCUCCGCGGGAGGUGAGACCGCCGCCGCCGCCAUUGGUACCGGCAGUAGCGACGUGGCUGAACGCCAUACAUUCUGUUCGGCAGGUUCGGGUAUCGACCGUGCCGACAGCAGCGCAGGUCCAGGAGCUGCAGACCUGCUGCAUGGGAGUGCUGGCAGCAGUUGCGCUCAGCGCCGGUGGAUGCAAGGCCAUUUGUAGUCAGCCGGGGCUUAUGCCGUACAUCGCGUCACUACUGGAGCUGCCAGAUGUUGAUGACGGCGCGCCGCCGCCCCGCUCGACAGCUGCCGCUCUGAGUGGAAGUGGGCAGGACCUCAGGCUGCAGCUGCUGGCUCUGCUGACCAACCUCAGCCUACAUGCCUCUAGCACCACCUCAAGGCCGCUGGCUGAGGGGCUGUACGGCACUGCGGAGAGGUCAGUACGACAGCUAUCGGAUAGCACCUCGAGCUGGAGGCUGGGGGCGCAACUGCUGGAGUCAUGUUUCAUCGUGAUGACCAACUUGCAUCGGGCCCGCGUGGAGCUCGGCCUGCCGCCGGAUCCGACCACUGCAUGCAUGCUUGACUCCGCCAUCACGGUGUACGAGGGUGUGGGACGAACACUUGCCCGGCCGCAAAAAUUGCGUUCUCGCGGCGGCAGCUGCGGCGGCGCCGCUGCCAAGGGUACGGCGGCCCGGCGGGCUGCCGCUGAAGAGGAGAAGGCGGUGCUGUCGGAGCUCGUUUGGCUGCUGGCCGCCAGAGGGGUUGGUUGGGGUGGCGGCGGCACCGCUGCUGUUGUGGUGGUGGCGGCGGAGCGUGCCGCUGUCGAUGCUGCCAGUGUGCUGUGGCAGCUGAUGGCCAGCGGCACGGUGCAUCCGGAGGUAUUGUUUUGUGAUCUGGAGGCGCACCUGGUGUCGGUUCUUGGGAGCCCCAGGGCGGCGGCGGUGGACUCAGAGCGCCCGGCGGCACUGCACCUGGCAGUGCUCGGACUAGUGUCAUGUCUGGCACGCUGUACGGCAGUCGCGCGGCGGCUGUGGACAUCACCGCUGCUGCCGGCGGUGAUGAAGGCGCACGGGCUGGCGCGGUGGCGCUGUGCUGACGGUGGCACGGAGGCGUGGACGCCUGUGGUGGAGUGCGUGCGGGGUGUAUGCCAGACGUUGUGUCGUGCGUGCCACACUGUGGAUCGUGGUUUUGUAGUGGGGCCGGACAAGCGGGUGGAUAAAUGGGGCCUUACGGAGCGGUUGUUGGUUGAGGUCAGAUGCACGUUGCAGUACGAUGAACAGGAAGACGCAAUAAUGCUGGUAGCCAAGAAGGAGGAGGUGGCUGGGGCUGGAGGCCGACUGGCUGAGUACGACGAUUAG
Messenger RNA from Volvox carteri f. nagariensis, 3960 nucleotides. RefSeq lists its product as uncharacterized. The record is from RefSeq and is a predicted model, not a curated record. Bases 1 to 3960 code for a protein of 1319 amino acids. The transcript has 14 exons. Lineage: Eukaryota; Viridiplantae; Chlorophyta; Chlorophyceae; Chlamydomonadales; Volvocaceae.